Rattus norvegicus (Norway rat) is the source of this 3054-nucleotide messenger RNA. It is a transcript of the gene Cmpk2, whose product is annotated as cytidine/uridine monophosphate kinase 2. Gene Ontology annotation, molecular function: nucleoside diphosphate kinase activity; UMP kinase activity; nucleoside monophosphate kinase activity. The transcript is spliced from 5 exons. The coding region runs from base 84 to 1337 and encodes 417 amino acids. The record is from RefSeq and is marked provisional. Lineage: Eukaryota; Metazoa; Chordata; Mammalia; Rodentia; Muridae. Gene Ontology annotation, cellular component: mitochondrion.
UAAUAAGCUGCCCUCGAGCCCCACUGUGGCUUGGGCGACUGUCGCGGAGGCUGUGCGCGCGACACCGGGCCUGCACGGGGACCAUGGCUCGGCCGCGGCGCUUCACUGUAGAGCUGCCCGAUUGCUCCCUGACUCACUUCGUCCUGGGGGACGCGGCGGGCCACCGGGAUGCUCGCCUUACGGAGCUGCUCGGGCCCCCAGGGCGCAGCUACGCGCUGUGUGUGCCAUUGGUUCCAGGCGAAGGCUGUGGGCCCCGGGUACAGGCGGCCCGGGUGUACCAGCGCCUGCAGCUGCAGCUGCGCCAGGGUCCUUUGCAGAGGUGCGAGCUGAGCAAACUGCUGGGAUAUGGUCCAGGCGAUCAGGCCAGCGAAGCCCAGCAUGGCUUCCUGCUGCGCGACCCCAGCGACCACCCGGACACCCGGCAAGACUUGCUGCAGCUUCUGGGCUCAUGCCAGGAGGCGACACGGCUGCACUUGGCGGAGUUCCAGGCCGAUUCCCAGGGAUUGCUGUGGCAGCGUCUGUGGGAGUUGCAGGGAGACAGACAGGUGCAGGUGGACUGCGCAUGCGUCCUGCCGGCACCGGAGCCCCAUCUGCACCCACUGCUGCCUGAUCUGCUCAACUCUGCGGUGUUUCAAGACCGGGACGCUGCACGGGCUGUCUUGGAGGAGUGCACAUCUUUUAUUCCAGAAGCCCGGGAAGUGCUUGACCUAGUUGACCAGUGCCCAAGGGAGAUCCAGAAAGGGAAGUUCCAGGUCAUUGCCAUUGAAGGACUGGAUGCCACUGGUAAGACCACACUGACGCAGUCCGUGUCAGAGUCUCUCCAAGCUGUCCUCUUACAGUCUCCACCCCCCUGCAUCAGCCAGUGGAGGAAGCUCUUUGAUGAUGAGCCUACUAUCAUUCGGAGAGCAUUUUACUCUUUGGGCAAUUAUCUCGUGGCUUCUGAAAUAGCUAAACAGUCAGCCAAGUUUCCUGUUAUCGUAGACAGGUACUGGCAUAGCACAGCCACCUAUGCCAUAGCCACUGAGGUGAGUGGAGGCCUACAGUACCUACCCCCUGCCCACCACCCUGUGUACCAGUGGCCAAGAGACCUGCUGAAGCCUGACCUGGUCCUGCUGCUUACUGUGAAUUCUGAGGAGAGAGUGCGGAGACUGCAGGGUCGGGGCCAGGAGAAGACUAAAGAAGAGGCUGAACUCGAGGUCAACAGCGUGUUUCGUCAGAAGGUGGAAGCCACGUACCAGCGUAUGGAGAACCCAAGCUGCCGUCUGGUCGAUGCCAGCCCGUCCAGAGAGACAGUGCUGCAGACAGUUUUACAGCUGAUCCAGAGGGCUGGUCAUUAAUUGCAGUUGCUAUGGCUGGGUUCCUCAUUAUACCGGAAGAGAAGCUGUGUGAUGCACCAAAACCCAGCACUUGUCAUUCAGGUUUCUUAGAUUUAGGUCGUAUGAGCAAACCUAGUAGAAAAAAAACCUGGAGACUGUGCAGUUUGCUUUUCUUCUGACUGACCGAGCCAGCCAAAGCUGCUGAUUCAUUUCUGUCUGGCCGUGUACCAUCUUCUUGGGAUAUAUUUUAACACCUUGACUUUCUGAUCCAGGGGUGAGCCUGCUGGAGGUCUUACUGAAGCUGGAAGCUAAGGAUGUCAGCUUUAGCCCACACUGAUGAGCUUGCCUCAUUGGUUUUUACCCCAAACCCUGUAACUAAAAAAUGUCACAGAGCCUGGCUGUCUAAGGACAUUCCCUUGGAGCUAUUCAUGGGUGGAGACACUUGCAAAGAAGCCAUUGAUCUUACUUCAGAGGAUCAGGGAACCCCUUGGACAGCCUGGAUGAGCACCUCAGAAUUGAAUAGAUGUGUGCCCCUGAACUGCAAGAGCUCCAAGCCCCUCUUGUUCUCGUCUGCUUGUCUGUAUUCCUCUUCUCGACUCUGAAAUCUCAUUCAGAGUGUAAUGAGCAGUCUGCACUGAUCUGGAUGCGUUGCACUUACCCAACACACCAAUUUGUUUAUAUUGAUGUUUACAUCAUGUGUUUCCUCAGUGUAGGAGCUGUGUGUGAGUCACACACACAAACUGAGGCCAAGGAGCUAAAUGAAGCAUUUGCUCAGUGUUUUCAUUACACAAAUUUAAUUUAUCUUAAUAAGCACCGUGGAUUCUGGAAUGAGACUUCAUAGUAAAUUAUCAUGCACUUUGAAUGUCUUCUGAUUGCGUGUGAAGUCAGCUUCGAGGGCUCUUUAGAUAGAGAAUAGAGCUGUGGAAGAGAAGCCUGGUGGCUCUGUAGCCUUGGCUUAGUCAUUUAACAUUGGUAACAUCAACAGUUUGAGCUGAAAGGGUGCAGUAAUGUGCUCCCAGAAAUAUUUACUUGGGAGGCUGAGAAAGGAAAAAUUGAAAGUGCUAGGUGUAAGUUCAGAAUUAGCCUGGGUAGUGUAGUGAGACCUUGUCCCAAGAUAAAAACUGUAAAGAGGAUUGGGGGUGCAACUCCAUAGUAGAUAAAGUCUCACUAUACUUUGUCUCUGAAAAGAGGCAGUUGAUGGCCCUGGGUUCAUGCUCUGGUGUCCAUUCCCAGUACCAUAAGAAUAAAAAUGCAAACAAAAACAAACAAUAAAAGAAAUUAAGUCAUUUUUUGGUCAUAAGUAGGUGGCUGGACCAGAUUAUUAUUUAACAUUCCAGUUCCAGUGUGGAUGUCUCCCUACAUCAUUCUGAUGCUAAGUCCCAUUUCUUAAGAAUCCAUCCCCAAAUAAUUAUAUGAAAUUCCAUGAAAGCCUUAUAAGGUUUACCCUAAUCUUAAACUAUAAUAAGAUUUAAAAUUUAAUAUUAACUCCUCAAUAUUUUUCUCUUUUAUGACUAUGUAUAACUUAUAAAAAUGUGUCUAUGUAUUUAAAUUUCUUGUUGGCUUCUGUAGAACGUAUUUUUAAAGCUGAUUAACACUAGGGCUCUGUGCGACAUGGUAGCUACUUCCACAGAGGGUUUUAUUCAAGCCUCUCUGAGAUGAUUGCACCAGAAGCUGAGAAGGAAGUCUUAGCGCUCUCUUCAUGAAACCUGCCCGUGAAUAAACUUGCUCUGACUUUCCU